UCGUCUUUCGAUACGCUCCGCCCACUUUCAUAUCCGGAUGCCGACGUGUUCGUCAUCGUCUAUUCGGUCGUUGAUCCGCAAUCAUUCGCUGAAAUUUCCGCUCAUUGGCUUCCAGAGAUAAAUCGUGGGAAUCCUGUGGCGCAAGUGCUGCUGGUCGGGACGCAGGUUGACCUACGAUGGCAAACCUCCAAGGAUACCGUCUCGACAGCUAAAGGGCGACAACUCGCCUCGCAAAUCGGUGCCGAGUUCUUCGAGUGUUCCGCCCUUACGCAGCAUAAUUUGAAGCAGAUGUUCGACUCCGCCAUCCUCGCCGCGCUCGAAGGAAGGCGGGUAAUCAAAUCUCCUCGUCCUCACCUGCACACGUCUCGAAUCAAGCAGGGCUUCCAUCGUAUCAUGAACAUGACGAGGAAGUUCAUUUGA
Ostertagia ostertagi is the source of this 420-nucleotide messenger RNA. The record is from the annotation of a GenBank genome assembly. Lineage: Eukaryota; Metazoa; Nematoda; Chromadorea; Rhabditida; Trichostrongylidae.